This is a messenger RNA of Lolium rigidum, 1709 nucleotides long. Its product is annotated as photosynthetic NDH subunit of subcomplex B 1, chloroplastic. The transcript is spliced from 6 exons. Gene Ontology annotation, cellular component: chloroplast; NAD(P)H dehydrogenase complex (plastoquinone). The record is from RefSeq and is a predicted model, not a curated record. NCBI's taxonomy places the organism in Eukaryota, Viridiplantae, Streptophyta, Magnoliopsida, Poales, Poaceae. Bases 144 to 1556 code for a protein of 470 amino acids. Gene Ontology annotation, biological process: photosynthetic electron transport in photosystem I.
CCUCGCCUCCACCUCCACACAUCCAAAAAAUCAAAAUCCAAAGCCCUCCUCUCUUCCCUUACCCUCUCCUCUCAGCUGAGAAGAAAAAACAGUAGCGAUAUCCAAAGCCAAUCCAUCACAACACUCUACCACUGCAAGAACAAAUGCAAACACCAACCAUGUCCACGUCCAUGGCGACGCUCACGGCGAGGCCCACGUCGACGGUGCCGGGGGCGGCAGCGAGGCUCCCCGCGCCGAGGCAAUGCUACCUCCUGCCAGGCCGCCGGGCCGGGCUCGCUGGCGGCGCCCCCUCGGCGUCAUCCAAGAAGAAGAACCCAUGGCUUGACCCGUUCGACGACGGCCCCGACGAGGACUUUGACUACACGGGCGUGUACUCCGGCGGGAAGCAGGAGGAGGACCCGCGGCCGCCGGAGGACCCCGCGAAUCCAUACGGGUUCCUCCGGUUCCCGCCGUCGUACAUGCCGGAGCUGGACAGCCUCGCGUCCAAGGUGCGCGGCGACGUGCGUCGCGCGUGCUGCGUGGUGUCCGGCGGCGUGUACGAGAACGUGCUCUUCUUCCCCGUGCUGCAGCUGCUCAAGGACAGGUACCCCGGCGUGCUCAUUGACGUGGUGGCGUCGGCGCGUGGGAAGCAGGUCUACGAGAUGUGCAAGAACGUCCGGUACGCCAACGUGUACGACCCCGACGACGAGUGGCCGGAGCCAGCCGAGUACACGCACCAGCUCGGCGUGAUGAAGAAUAGGUACUACGAUAUGAUCCUGUCGACCAAGUUGGCCGGCACGGGGCACGCGCUGUUCCUCUUCAUGUCGUCGGCGCGCGAGAAGGUCGGCUACGUUUAUCCAAACGUCAACGGGGCCGGUGCCGGGCUGUUCCUCACCGAGAUGUUCAAGCCGCCGACCACCAAUCUCUCCGACGGCGGGUACAACAUGUACCAGGAGAUGCUGGAGUGGCUAGGCCGGCCGGCGAAGGGCGUGCCGCAGCAGCCGAUACCGCCGCUGAGAGUGUCCAUCUCCAAGAAGCUGAGGGCGAUCGUGGAGGACAAGUACAGCCGUGCCGGCGUCGAGAAGGGCAAGUACAUCGUCGUCCACGGCAUCGAAUCGGACUCUGUCGCCAACAUGAAGUCCAGAGGAGACGACGACUGCCUCCUGCCCCUCGAACAAUGGGCAGAGAUCAGCUCUGGAGGCAAUGGACUGAGGCCUCUGUUUGUGCUGCCGCAUGAGAAGCACAGAGAAGAGAUCGAGGACAUUGUGGGCAAGGAGACCAGCUACAUCUUCAUCACCACUCCUGGACAGCUCACCUGCCUCAUCAACGACGCCGCCGGUGUUGUCGCGACCAACACCGCCGCUGUCCAGCUCGCCAACGCCCGUGACAAGCCAUGCGUGGCGCUCUUCUCUUCUGAGGAGAAGGCAAGGGUGUUCCUGCCGUACGCGGAGGAGAAGAAGAGCUGCACUAUCGUCGCGUCGACGACAGGGAAGCUGGUCGACAUUGACAUUGAGGCGGUGAAGAAUGCGGUCAAGGACUUCCAGCCCGCUCCCAGCUUCGCGUUGGCACAACAGUGAUCAUCUUGAUUGUGUUGUAAAUAGAUACGGACAGCAAGCUCAGCUGACCAACAAGAGAGGCCGAUUCAGCACACAUGUAUAAUGUCACCUUUGGUUUGGAACUUUGGAUGGUAAAUCAGAAACCACAGAUAAAAGAAGAAGCUCAUCAACAAA